Molecule: messenger RNA, 597 nt
Organism: Parnassius mnemosyne (clouded apollo)
Lineage: Eukaryota; Metazoa; Arthropoda; Insecta; Lepidoptera; Papilionidae
Source: the annotation of a GenBank genome assembly
AUGGUUAGGGUGUAUGCAUUAGGAGUCCUGUACAAAGGAGUUAAUAGCGCCACAGUUUUAAAGGCGGCGUAUGAUUUACAGAGCUUUAGUUUCUUCCAACGAUCUUCUGUACAAGAGUUUAUGGUAUUUGUUAGUAAAACAAUCGUGGAGAGAACUCAGCAAUCAACAAGACAGUCGGUCAAAGAGGGUGAGUACAUGUUGCAAGUAUAUGUACGAGCAGAUAACCUUGCAGGAAUCUUAAUAUCUGAUCAUGAAUAUCCAAACAGAGUGGCUCACACAUUGAUUACAAAAAUCCUUGAUGAAUUUACUGCCAAAGUUCCAGCAAGUUCGUGGGCUACAGGCAACGAGAGCACUGUUGAUUUCCCUGUUUUGCCGCAGUAUUUGGCUAAAUAUCAGAACCCAAGAGAAGCAGAUGCUUUAACAAAGAUUCAAAAUGAUCUUGAUGAGACUAAAAUCAUUCUACAUGAUACAAUUAAGGCUGUUUUAGAGAGAGGAGAGAAGCUAGAUGAUCUAGUUGCUAAAUCUGAUAGCCUCACAAUGCAUAGUAAGGCCUUCUAUAAAACUGCUCGCAAAACCAAUAGCUGUUGUAAUUUCUGA